CUUCUCGCAUGACCUUGUUUUUAAGGUUGUAAGAAGCCUACAUGCAUGUAACAUGGUAGACCAGUUAUCCCCGGAAAUAAGAAAAGAUUUCAAAGAAACCUUCAACCUUUUCGAUAAGGAUGGAGACGGCACGAUAUCUACCAACGAACUAGCGAUGGUAAUGAGAUCUCUAGGACAAAAUCCAUCGGAUGCUGAAUUGGAAAAAAUGCUCAAAGGAGUGGAUGAAGAUGGAAAUGGUUCAAUUGACUUUGAAGAAUUUGUUCUGAUGAUGGCUGAUAAGUUGGAAAGAUCGAACACAGAGGAUGAAAUACGCGAAGCAUUCAAGCUUUUUGACAAGGAUGAUAACGGCUACAUAUCUGUGUCUGAACUAAAGAACAUCUUAACAGAAACAGGUGAAAAAAUUACACCUGAGGAAGCGAAUGAAUUAAUUAAAGCAAUCGACAAGGAUGGUGAUGGAAAAAUAGACUACGAAGAGGCCAAGCCAGUAUUUAAUGAAUUUGACAACGAUGGAGACGGCUACAUUGAUGCAUCUGAACUGGGUACAGCAUUAAAAAGAAUGGGUCUGAAUCCUUCUCUUCAGAAAAUUCAGUCUAUGAUUGGAGAGGUAGACAAAGAUGGGAACAAAAAAAUUGAUUUUGAAGAAUUUUUGAAAUUCGCGAAAAAGACGCACAGAGAUCCAGAGGAAAUAAAGUGUAGUCUCACGGAAGCCUUUAAGACAUUGGACACAAAUGGCGAUGGUUUUAUAACACGGGAAGAACUGAAAUCGGUUAUGACAAAAAUGGGUGAAAGGCUCUCGGAAGAGGAAGCGGAGGAAAUGAUUCGAAAAGCAGACCAGAAUGAAGACGGAAAAAUUAAUUAUGAAGAAUAUGUAGCAGUGAUGAGUACCUAGGUAAUGUUUGUGAUGUUGUUACUGAUCCUAACUAAAUUAUAAUCUGACAUUGAUUCCACAACCUGUUGUUUGUUGCAAUACAUAAAUACAUGUAUAUCAAUUUCAUUAUAAAUCGUCAUUUCGAAGUGUUGUAUAUUUAAUGCAAAACAUAUAUUACUUUAUGUUUAAUUUAUUUUCAAUAAAUUUUAUUGAUUGCAUGCAACUUGC
This is a messenger RNA of Ostrea edulis (European flat oyster), 1096 nucleotides long. Its product is annotated as calmodulin-alpha-like. Gene Ontology annotation, molecular function: calcium ion binding. The record is from RefSeq and is a predicted model, not a curated record. Lineage: Eukaryota; Metazoa; Mollusca; Bivalvia; Ostreida; Ostreidae. Bases 53 to 889 code for a protein of 278 amino acids. The transcript has 7 exons.